This is a messenger RNA of Aspergillus pseudotamarii, 1577 nucleotides long. RefSeq names its product epoxide hydrolase. The transcript is spliced from 4 exons. Lineage: Eukaryota; Fungi; Ascomycota; Eurotiomycetes; Eurotiales; Aspergillaceae. Gene Ontology annotation, molecular function: epoxide hydrolase activity. Gene Ontology annotation, biological process: epoxide metabolic process. The record is from RefSeq and is a predicted model, not a curated record. The coding region runs from base 98 to 1333 and encodes 411 amino acids.
GUAUGUACGUUCAUUACAUGACAUCGUCGACCGACCGACAUAGAUGCCUUCUCAACUCUCAGUAACAAAGUGAUUGCAAACUCUGGACAAGAACACAAUGGCUAGACCCUUCGAAAUCUCCGUUCCAGAUGCUCAACUUCAUCAUCUUCAGCAGAAGUUAGCAACGGCAACUUUCCCGGAUGAACUGGACAAUGCGGACUGGGACAUGGGGGUGCCUCUGGGUGAGAUGAGAAGGCUGGUAACCUACUGGCGCGACGGCUUCAACUGGCGCCAAAAGGAACAAGGACUGAACGAGAGCUUGAAUCAGUUCCUCGUUCCUAUAACCGUCAACGGAUUCGGAGGCUUGAAUAUUCAUUGCCUGCACCACACCAACCAAAAUCCAAACGCUGUUCCUUUGCUAUUCAUACACGGCUGGCCUGGAAGCUUUUUGGAAGCAACGAAGCUUAUUCCAUUGCUGACCCAAGGAGACGAGAAUCACCCAGCAUUCCAUUUGGUCGCUCCCUCAUUACCGAACUUUGGCUUCUCAUCUGGAGUAAACAAGAAAGGGUUUGGCCUGGUUCAAUAUGCGGAAGCAAUGCACAAUGUGAUGCUGGCUUUGGGCUACAAAGAUUACGUUGUACAAGGCGGUGAUUGGGGCAGUAUCAUCGCUCGUGUCAUGGCCAACCGCUACUCUGACCACAUCAAGGCCGUUCACCUGAACUUUCUACCGGUGGCUCCGCCUUAUCCAUGGCGGAGUCCUUUAGUCUUUCUUCGAUCCCUCCUCACCAUUCCCUUCUCAUCAGGUGACAAGGCACACUUGUCCGCUACUUCGGACUAUCUAACGCAAGGGAAUGCUUACAUGCGUCAGCAAGAGACUCGUCCGCAAACGUUAGGCUACGCUCUUCAUGACAGCCCUGUGGCGUUGCUCGCUUGGAUCUACGACAAACUACACUCAUGGACUGAUAGCUACCCGUGGACGGAUGAUGAGAUUCUCACUUGGGUGAGCAUCUACUGCUUUUCGGUAGCGGGGCCCGCGGCAUCCGUCCGGAUCUACUACGAGGCGGCACGAAACGACUCUUCGUCCGCUGUACCUGGAAUGUCCACGGUCGAUGCUAUCUCGAAACCCAUUCCUGGUAACGUCAAACUUGCAGUGGCUCAAUUCAAGAAAGAGCUGAUCCGAGUGCCUAUGUCGUGGACCGGCCUGGCCGGUUCUGUCGUUAGAGCUAAGCAAUAUGACUGUGGUGGCCAUUUUGCAGCGUGGGAGGUGCCAGAGCUCCUGGCAACCGACCUGAGAAAUUUCCUGGGAAGGAAUGGGCAGGCGUACGGAGCUGUAUCUGGGAAGGAUGGGUACUGACCAUCCACUUGUCGAAUGCAGAUUGAAUGGAGCCCUAAUAGGGGUUAGGUUGUAGAUGAUAGAGGUUCAGACAUAACGCAACAGAACUAGGAGGGUGUUUCGGUAUGCAGAGAUUUAACUUCUAAUUCCCUGUAUUCUCGUCCUCCAUAUGUCCUCACUGUGCUUCGCCUCACCUUAAUCGAUAAUAUGUAACGUUAAGUGGAGACCUUAGACGCCGAAAGCUGUUCUCAACCAGGAAAUAUUG